This is a messenger RNA of Aureobasidium pullulans EXF-150, 1209 nucleotides long. RefSeq lists its product as uncharacterized. The transcript is spliced from 2 exons. The record is from RefSeq and is a predicted model, not a curated record. NCBI's taxonomy places the organism in Eukaryota, Fungi, Ascomycota, Dothideomycetes, Dothideales, Saccotheciaceae. Bases 1 to 1209 code for a protein of 402 amino acids.
AUGGCAACCCUGGGUCAAAACAACAGCAACAUACCGCAAAGCAGUCAGGUAGAUCCAGCUCAAGCGCAGGGUGCUCAAAUUCCUCUCCAGACGUUUUCGCUGCCACAGUUUCCGUCGCAAGCUGGUGCUUUGAAAGCACUUACCUUGACCUCCGAUAUCAAACUCGACGAUUACCAGACGCUGCUUUCCGAAUCAUUCACCAUCCCUCCUCUGCCUCCGGGUAUCGAAUCGCUUACGCUAGAGCUGUUUACUUUGGGAUAUCCGGUUGGCUGGCUGAGUCAAUUGGCAGAUCGUCUGCCUAAUCUCAAGAGCUUGGUGAUCUAUAGUCAGCUUUUCGGCGGUGUUUCUGAGGAAUCACAGGCUGAUGGUGUGGAGUUCUUCAAGAAGCUGCCUGGACUGCGAGCAUUGCAUCUUCUUGAUGUCUUCGCCCAGCCCAAGUUUUUCGAGAGCAUCGGGCCUUACGUGACUCACUCUACCGAUGAAGAGAGUGCGCGACGAGGCCUGAUGUUCUUGGAGAUCAACUACACAGUUCAGCAUUCCGAUCCAGAGUUCUUGGGAAAGAUUCAAGCGACCGAGUUGAACAGCUUAGUCGGACCCGGUUUAGUGACAUUAGCCUUCAACGUCAGCGAGGCCGAUGUAACCGACGACCCAGAAGACCCAACAAACAACACCGAGAAAUCCGCCGAAGAAGCAGCAAAAGAUGGUGUAGUAGCUCUGAACAGAACACUAGGCUCUACCCUCGUCAAAGCCCUCACAGACGAGACCACAAGACCCAGAGGCCUACGAGUGCUGAAUUCAACCCUCUUCACCCUCACCACCACGCAACUCCAAACGAUCCUGGAAAAGCAAAAAGCCCUCAUGGUACUCAACGUAACCCUCGAAGUCGACAAUCACGAAGCCUUCAAGAAAGACAUCCUCUCCAUUCUUCCUUCCCUCGAAUACCUCGAGCAAGUGGAAAUAGUAGCGAAUCCAAGCCUCCAAUUCUUCCUCGCUAUUCAGAAUAUCAAACACAAAGCCUUCGAAAACACUUUCCCCUCGGCAUCAGAAAUAAAAACUCUAGGCGAAAAAUGUAAACGGCUGUCAAGUUUCAAAGCCGAUAUCCUACGGUCGAGCGCUAUGCAAACAAUCGAAUGGGAAAAGAAGGAUGAUAGAUGGUCAGGUGGCAUCGAAGCGGCAAAGACGGAAUUGAAGAUUACUGAGUUGGAGUAG